AAAUCACCAUAACUUAUCACGAUAAGCUUUUCAAAGACGCAUAUCAUCUACAGCAUUUAGGUUGUGCACCGAAUUCCCCCCCCUCCCCCCCCAAAAAAAAACAAACGCCAGGAAUUCGUACAUGUAACCGAUAUAAUACCGUCAUCAUGCCAGCUCGAGUAUCCGCAAGGUCUGGGCGUAGCUCUGCUGCCGUAUCUCAUAAAGCAUCUGGCGCGACGCUGAACCCACGCGGCUCUGCUACAUCCCGCGCAUCGUCAUCCAAUAUCGACGUCCCCGAAGAGGCUCCCGAAAAUGAACUGCGGACACAAAUAUGCGCAAUAUUUCGUGAUGCCCAGAAGACUACCGCCACCCAUAGAAAACUGGUUGUUAACCUCCGCAAGAUUCAUGAGGCUUGCUGCUAUGAGCCGACACGUCCCAAAAAGGCCGCUUCCACUGAUUUCCACGAAACUCACUUCAACGACGAAUUUUCCCGAUGCGUCCUCAGAGCCAUGCCCGUGAAAAAGAGCGAAGGUGUUGGCGAGAAGACAAUACGCUUUGUCGGCCUGUUCCUACGCCACGCCAAUGACAAGGACAAUGAGCUGCUAGGAGAAGAAGAUGUCGAUGCUAGUACCAUGCCCGAAACUCCAAGCACUCGUCUCACCACUCAGGUCAUGGAAGCUAUCUUGCCUUUGCUAACCGCCAAGGACAAGUUUGUUAGAUAUAGAUCAACACAGCUAAUCUCUCAUGUCAUCAACUCAUUAGACGCCAUUGAUGAUGACUUAUUCCAGAAGUUGCGUUAUGGCCUCCUGAAGAGAAUCCGCGACAAGGAAGCCAUGGUUCGUUCACAAGCUGUGCUUGGUCUCGGGAGAUUGGCCGGUAAUCAAGUUGAGGGCAUGGUGAACUCGGAUGAUAGUGAUGAUGACGCCGAGACUGGCUUGCUUGAGAAGCUCCUAGAAGUUUUGCAGAACGACCCCAGCGCCGACGUGAGGCGCUCGCUUCUUGUCAAUCUACCUAUUCUUCCGAAUACUCUCCCCUACCUUCUAGAAAGGGCCAGAGACCAAGAUCCAGCCACUCGUCGCGCAGUCUAUUCUAGGUUGCUACCCGCGCUCGGCGACUUCCGACAUCUCUCCCUUUCGAUGCGAGAGAAGCUACUCCGGUGGGGACUACGAGAUAGAGAUGAAAAUGUCCGAAAGGCUGCUGGAAGAUUAUUCCGCGAGCGCUGGAUCGAGGAUUGUGCCGGUGUCAACCCGCCUGAGGAUGGCGAGCAACCGGCUGUAUCGGCCCCUCCGACUUUGGAUAGCCUUCUCGAAUUGCUUGAACGUAUAGAUGUCGUUAACUCUGGCGUUGAAAAUGGCGUUGCGUUGGAUGCUAUGAAGGGUUUUUGGGAAGGUAGGCCGGACUACCGCGAUGCCGUAGAAUUUGAUGACCAUUUUUGGGAGACUCUUAGCGCCGAAUCGAUCUUUAUUGCCCGGAGCUUUAACGAGUUCUGUCGGACUGAGGGAAAGGGGAAGUAUGAGUCUCUAAUCGAGGAGAAACUACCCGAGGUCACAAAGCUCGCCUUCUUUCUCGAACGCUAUCUAAACGUUCUCAUUGAAGCCACCAAGAGAGUCGGUAGCCAGGACAGCACAGAGGGGGAUGAGGAAGAAGAUACGGUUGAACAAGAGUUCAUCGUCGAGCAACUUCUUCACAUUAUUCUCACUUUGGAUUACUCUGACGAAGUUGGUCGACGCAAGAUGUUUGCCCUAUUACGACAAACCCUUUCCAUACCUGAACUGCCUGAUGAAAUCACCAAGCUGACCAUUGAAGUGCUUCGAGACAUAUGUGCACCGGACACCGCAGGCGAAAAGGAAUUCUGCAGUGUUGUACUUGAGGCAGUCGCUGAUGUCCACGAUACUAUCGUCGACGAUGAGUCCGCGGUCGGCGAUGGGGAGGAAAGCUUCCAUUCGGCUAGAUCUGAGGUCAGCGGCGAUAGCACCCCUACCAAGAACGGAAAACACGGUGCGGACAACAGCAUAAGCGAGGAGGAAGCUCGGGAGAAAGCGAUCAGGGAGAUCAUGAUCAAUAUGAAAUGCCUACAUAUCGUCCAAUGCAUGCUUUCCAACGUGGAAGGGACUCUCCAGCAGAACGACCACCUGGUGUCCAUGCUCAAUAACCUAGUCGUCCCCGCAGUCCGCAGUCAUGAAGCCCCGGUUCGAGAGCGCGGGCUAGUUUGUCUAGGACUAUGUUCGCUCCUCGACCGGCCGCUUGCCGAAGAAAACCUGACCCUCUUCAUGCACUUCUUCAGCAAAGGGCAUUCGGCUCUUCAGAUCACCGCACUCCAGAUCUUAACCGACAUUUUGAAUGUGCAUGGAGCACAAUUGCUCUCGGCAAACCCGGCACUGUUGAAGGUGUAUGUCCGGGCACUACGAUCUGGCUCUAAAAACCCGGAAGUUCAGGGUGCGGCAACAGUUGCUGUCUGCAAAUUGCUGCUAGGCCGUGUAGUAACUGACCAUGACACAUCCUCGGAGCUUCUCAAAACGCUAAUAGUUGCCUAUUUUGAUCCUUCGACCGCAGGAAAUCAGAGCGUCAGACAGGCGCUUAAUUAUUUCCUCCCCGUCUUUUGCUUUUCUAGAGCUGAGAACCAGGAACUCAUGGGUUCUGUGGCACUUGACGCCCUGCAUGCUCUCUACAACGUUAGAGAGGGCAUCGAUGAUGACGACAUGGAUGUCGGCGACGAGAUGGCCAGUCUCAACACCAUCGGCGCCUGUUUAGUGGAUUGGACCGAUCCUCGGAAGUGUUAUACUCCUGGCAUUCCCAUGGACGCAGACAAGAAGAACGUGAACGGGGACGUCCAUCUGGACCUGGCGAGGGAUAUUCUUGAGAAGUUGAACAGCAACUUCAGCAAGGAAGAGAAGAAGGUGAUCGCGCCUUUACUAGGGAAAUUACAUGUCUCUUCAGCCUCCUCGGAGGAUAAGAUUCGUAGCCUGUAUGAAGAUAUAUCAGCGGCGGUUGAAGAGAACAUACUGUCGGAUGCCACAAGCAGGAAUGCACUUUACAAGAUACACGUGAGCCUAGGAAAAAUCGUGAAUCAGCUUGGGGAACAAGACAAGAUGUCCAGACGAAGCACCAGUAGGAGUGUCUCUCUUACCCCCGACGACAAGACCAUUGCAGAAGACGUAACCGUCGUUCCGGUGCCAAUGAUCAAGGAGGAGCAGGGAGAAGAUAACGUGGAAGAGGAGGCCGAUGUCUCCAGCUCUACGAUUCGUCGUAGUGGGGUGGAUUCACUCGUAGAAGACCUGUUGUCAGACGGAGAGGAAUGAAGGUUAUUACCCGGGCACACAGGAGCCAUGUCCCGGUUUAAUACGCCUAUGUAAUGAGAAGAAUGUCACACUUCUUUAGACAACGCAAUUCUCAAGUUAGGUAUAACGAAUACACUUAUCAAUAAUGA
Molecule: messenger RNA, 3406 nt
Organism: Annulohypoxylon maeteangense
Lineage: Eukaryota; Fungi; Ascomycota; Sordariomycetes; Xylariales; Hypoxylaceae
Product: condensin subunit Cnd3
Exons: 2
Biological process (GO): mitotic chromosome condensation
Cellular component (GO): condensed chromosome; condensin complex
Source: RefSeq, a predicted model, not a curated record